This is a messenger RNA of Malus domestica (apple), 2075 nucleotides long. RefSeq names its product trihelix transcription factor ASIL2-like. The record is from RefSeq and is a predicted model, not a curated record. Gene Ontology annotation, cellular component: nucleus. Lineage: Eukaryota; Viridiplantae; Streptophyta; Magnoliopsida; Rosales; Rosaceae. Gene Ontology annotation, molecular function: transcription cis-regulatory region binding.
CAGAAUUCAGAUCAGGGAAGCCACAGCCGAGUAAAUGUCAGGUGAGGUAAUGACGGCACCGGUAAUUGCAGCGAAACACCAUGGAGUUUUACGUCAAUUACUCCUAAGCCGGCUGUUUCCUGACGCCGGUGACGGGGACUCUACCUCUUCCCCAAUUAAAUCCCGCCAUCUCGACUGCCGGGUCCCCUAUCCAACCACGUGUCCUCACCUUAUGUACCCCUCGACGGACGCCGUCAAACCCCAACGCCCCUCUCUCUGAGUCCCUUGACUCCCUCAGGUUUUUCCGUCAACCGAGAAUACGCGACCCAACAAAAAACACCAAAUUAACGUUUUCCGUAAACGCGAGAAGCCGGUCAACCCAAACCCUCUCUCUCUCUUCGCACUAAAAGCAUUCCAACCCCCCCAAAACCUAAAAUUCACAUCGCCGAUAUCUCAUAUCCUACGACCUCCGGCGCACGAUAGCACCCACUACAAAACCCUUACUCUCCUCAAUCCCUCUGAACCAGUGCCAGCUCUCAGAUCGGUGAUAGUCUACGCACAGGCGCAGUUUACUACCGAAUUUUGGAUCUAGACCGGACCGAUCCAGAUCCGCGCACGAUUGCAGUCGUAUCGAUGGAAGAGGACGACGAGAUCCAGUCACCGGCAUCGGGAGGAAGCCGAUCGCCGGCGUCGACGAGGCAGAACGGUCGGAUUACGGUGACGGUGGCGGUGCCGCCGGCGCAAGUUCCAGCGCCGACGCCGACUCAGAACAAAAUCCUAACCCUAGCUCUGCCGUCGUCGGCUCAGCAACAGGGACGGAGCAGCGGGGGAGGAAGGGAAGAUUGCUGGAGCGAAGGGGCGACGGCGGUGCUGAUCGAGGCGUGGGGGGAGAGGUACUUGGAGCUGAGCAGGGGGAAUUUGAAGCAGAAGCACUGGAAGGAGGUGGCGGACGUCGUGAGCAGCAGGGAGAACUACGGUAAGAUUCCAAAGACUGACAUACAGUGUAAGAAUAGGAUUGAUACUGUGAAGAAGAAGUAUAAACUCGAAAAAUCGAAGAUUGGGGCCGGAGGAGGACCCAGCAAGUGGCCUUUUUACGAGAGGCUCGAUCAUUUGAUUGGCCCCUCUGGUGCUAAGGUGGGUCCUGGGUCUGCUGGCGGCGGUGGUAGUGGUGGGUUUUCGGGGCAUAGCAAAAAAAUGCCGGUCGGGCUUCGACAUAGCCAAUUUAUCGGGCGUAGGGCUAAACGGGAGGGAAAGAUUAGACAAAGGGAUUUGGUAGAAUCGGAUUCAGACGAGUCUCGGGAGCCUUCGCCUAUUUCGAUUGAUAAUGAGAUUUUCGAGCAGAAGAGGAGGACUGCCAAUGCCAAUGUCAAUGCCAAUGCGAGCGUGAGGAAAAGGGUAGGGGGUGGAUUAAGACCUUGUGCGGUGGGUAGGGAGAAAGGAGAAGGAGGAGGAGGAGGAGGAGGAGGAGGAGGGUGUGGGAGCUCGGUGAGGGAACUGACUCGAGCGAUAUUGAAGUUUGGGGAGGCUUAUGAGCAUGCGGAGUCAGCGAAGCUGCAGCAGGUGGUGGAGAUGGAGAAGCAGAGGAUGAAGUUUGCCAAGGAGUUGGAGUUGCAGAGGCUGCAGUUUUUCAUGAAGACACAGGUGGAGAUUUCUCAGCUGAAGAGUGGAAGUGGGAGAAAAAGCAGGGUUAACGGGGUUGGGAAUGCUAGUAACCAUCGUAGCAACAACAACAAUAACAGUGAUUGUAGCAGCUAAGGUAAUAAAGAAAACAACCCAUGUUGGCAAAAUUGUGUUAAAAAUGGUAGAUGGGAGCGAAUUAUCUGUUUCUUGUGGUGUUUGUGACAUAGUAGUUGAGUCAGUUUGUGAAAUCAUGAUGUUAGGAGAGAGUAGCGGUUAUCGGUAAAUGGUUGAUUAGGAUUUAGAGUCGGAUUGUUGCCGGAAAUAUUGUCGGAUUAUGAAGUGAGCAUCAAUCUUAGCAAAUGGAGUAAUGAAAGAUUGAAUAUUAUUGCUUGCUGCUUAUCAAGUGUAUGAUCUUCAUGUAUUUUUAAGCUCACUUAUAAUGAAAUGUCGUAACCAUGAAAAUCUGGAAUUGUCAA